This is a messenger RNA of Exophiala bonariae, 1032 nucleotides long. RefSeq lists its product as uncharacterized. The record is from RefSeq and is a predicted model, not a curated record. The coding region runs from base 1 to 1032 and encodes 343 amino acids. Lineage: Eukaryota; Fungi; Ascomycota; Eurotiomycetes; Chaetothyriales; Herpotrichiellaceae. The transcript is spliced from 3 exons.
AUGUUGGCUACGGCUUUUCUUCUUGCUCAAUGCGCUACUUCCAUUGCGGCGGUCGAUUUCGGGUAUGGCAGACCGCUUGAAACUCUAGAACGUCACCAAGCAGCUCGAGCAUUGAAGUGUUUCUUCCUCGUCCAAAUAUUUUACAAGUUGACUAUCAACUGUACAAAGCUAUCCAUACUCUUCCUGUACCUUCGAAUAUUCAUCGAUCGUCUGUGGUUCGUACGUGGGUGCUGGUGCUUGAUUGUCUUGGUCCUUUGCGCUUGCAUCGGCUUCACGGCAUCAACACUGGUGCAGUGCAGUCCGAUAUCAAGUGCCUGGCAACCCUGGAGCACAGAAAGAAGUUGUGUGAACAUCUUUGGAUUGUGGUACAGUAACGCCAUCUACAAUAUCUUGACGGAUCUGAUCAUCGUCUUGAUGGUACCACCAGUGAUCUUCACCUUGAAGCUGCCAAUGCGACAGAAGCUAGCCCUGACUGGAAUCUUUGGAUUGGGUACCAUCGUGUGCGCAGCAUCAAUCUCACGACUUACAACACUUUACUCUUCGGCGUAUGGUACCGAUGCCACGGCAGGCUCUCUGAUAUCGACAAUAUGGACAACGAUUGAAGCUGGCCUGGGGAUCAUCUGUGCAAACCUACCAAUGUUAAGAACACCAAUCCAGCAUUUCUUCCCACGCCUCUUUCCUUCCACAUCUGGGACAAACCGACUAUCAAGCAGGGGUGUAUCUUUGCCAUGCAGAUCAAGUCACAGUACCACAAAUGUCUGCCAUUCUGAAGCACCUCAGACUACUGUCUAUCCAGCGGAGUUGGAAGGUGGAUCGAAGCCAGGAACCCACAUGUAUGAGACCUCCGCGACAGCUAACACCAUCAUUUAUCCGCGAGAUGAAGCGUUUUGGCGGCCAUGCCUUGAUACCCUACCUGAGAACAGGGACUUUGAAUUACAUACGGAGCCCAAUUUUCAGACGAUUGGAUUGAGCUCACAUCAUGAGCAAGUUCCUGAAGAGGAUUGGUACAAGUACCAGCAUAAAGUAUGGUAA